This is a messenger RNA of Plenodomus lingam JN3, 3336 nucleotides long. NCBI's taxonomy places the organism in Eukaryota, Fungi, Ascomycota, Dothideomycetes, Pleosporales, Leptosphaeriaceae. The record is from RefSeq and is a predicted model, not a curated record.
AUGGACGUCUCCCGACUCUUCCCCCCGGUGCCUCAGUGCCCCAAUGUCCCCAGCGCGCCAGGAGUGCCCACUACACCUGGUCGGUUGCAUAAGAGGUGGCCGGCAUGUAGGCUCAGAGGCAGAGACAGAUUUCAGACGAAGAGGAUCGAGGUUCACGGCCGUGUGUGCAAAGCGGGCCCCCCCCUGUUGCGGUCAUACCAACAUGUACAGAGAGAGAGACAUUGGCCCUUGUCCCUGCCCGUUGCUCAAAUGUUACUACCCUCGGCGGUGGAGCGCAACGCACUGAGCACCUUUCCAUCCUUCUCCACAUGCUCUCCGCUUGCUGCUGCUGCUACUGCUGCUGCUGCUGGUUGCUUGCUUGCUGGAGCUUGCAAGCCAUUCGUCGGCGUCCAUGCUAAUUUAUCCCUGGCCUACCUAAGUACACCCCUCAUCAUAUCACCCUCUGAUCUGGUCAGUCACAUCUCGCAUUAUCGCCCUACUGUGUUGUGGUGUGGUCUGUGGCCCAAUCUGUGCUACCUGUUGGCUCUUGCAAUCGAGCCGUCCACUCUGCUAGGUGCGCAUCAACCGUCCUUCCAUCGUAUUCCCUACGUCUCCGCAACGCUUGAUCUUUUCUUUCGACCACGCCGUUCCCUGGGACCUCCAGUCCCAGCGAGAUAUCUCAGAACAGGAGCUCGCGUGUGCAACGCCCCAACAAUGUUCUCUAUCCUCAAAGGCGACACUGCUCCACGAUCUAGACAAUCUUCUGUAGACUCUCAAGCCAUUGGACCCCAUCCUCCAACACCAGACCUCGAACUCGGUACCUCGCUAGAGGCUGGUGCUUCCUAUGCUGGCGCUCAGGCUUCUGGUCAUUUCGCCAUCCAUUCGGCAAAGCGGAGUUCCGUUUUCAACUUGCGUUCAAGGAGCAACACUGCAAAUUCCACUGCUCCUUCGCUAAUGUCACCCAACCAUCCCGACAUGGCCGACCAUGAUGGAUCAUGGAAUGGCUCCCCACUUGUACGUCUUCAGCCAGGGGGUCAAAAUCAAAGUGAGACAUCAAAAGCUGGAACAAGGAGGUCGUUUUUUCGAGGAAGAAAAGGGAAGAGGAACAGUGAAGCCACGGCGGUCAGCACGCCCGACUUUGCGGAAACCGAUCUGAGUGAGAGAAGAACGUCCAUGUUGCGAAAAGACAAGAGGCGAACUGAGUAUGCCGAGGACGCUGGCGCUCUGAUAAAUCAGAUCUCCAAGCCAUUUGACUUUCAACACCUUUCGCACACCGAUCGCCAUCAGAUUGCUGCGCUUGAGAAGGCAUCUGCUGAGGAUCUUGCUUCUGGUUCACAAGCCACGCGCGCGACACGACCUUCAAGCCGAGGCCUCCAUGGGGCCAAGACGGACGAUCUUCAUUUCCGCAACUUUUCUUCGGAUAAUGUUAUCAAUGCAGAUCCUCGGUCAACAUCUGCUUUCAACGUACGGUCGUAUCUCCGCAGCCCACCAACGCAGCACGAAUGGCAACAAUCCGAUGCGAUCCCGCAACUUGCUCCCACUAGGCCACAUCUUCGCUCCGCACGAUCCGUCGAGAGCUUUUCUCAACCAGGGGUUAGUCCGCGAAAACAUGAGCCACUGGUCCUUGCAUCCCCGCCUCGUUCUGCUGCACGACGACAUCCGCCAGUGCAGCGGGUCGAAGCUGAGAACUGGCAUGAUGAGGAGUCAAAAACAGUGUCAAGUUCUUCAAGAUCUAAGCGGGAGUCUGGUGUCUGGGACUCUUUCAUGAUUCCUGGAGUCUCGACGCCAGAUCAGCAACUGUCGGACAUUCAGGAAGACUCUUAUUUUGGCCAUGCUCUCACGACACCAGACGACUCGGCGAUUCAUGCCAUGACACCGCCAUUCAGUCCCAGCCUUGCAGAUGUAGCCGAGGAGCCAGAACGAUUCGCCAGUCCCCGACCUGCUCCUCCUCCUCCGCCGGGCAAGACUCCUUCAACGCCCAGGUCGCCUUACUUUGAAACGUUUUCGUUUGCAAAUCAUCACUCGAUGCCCACCAGAGCUCGUAGUGACAGCUUAUCGCAGACCUCGCCCCAUGCUUCCAAUACAAGAUGCGCGAUGCCACGGCCAUCCUCACAGAUGUCAGAUACUCUCGGUUACUCGGGUGUGCCCCAUCGAGAUUCCUUGCGAGAGAACAUGUCAACUCGUCGCACAUCGAACACGUGGCGAGCGAUUGAGGAGUCUUGGGAAGAUGAUGUUGACUACAUCUACGAGAAUGCGCUGGAGGCUGAUUGCGAUAGUGCGUGGGAUCGUGCCUACGAUGACAAUCGCUACCUUGACCUUCAGAGUGGCAGCUCGAGAAAUUCGAUGCAGAGAGCUCGGUACACCAUGGCAUCUCAAGACACCACAGGCGAACCAUCUACUGGUGACAGGUUCUCUGGUAGCUUCCGUACCUCUCUGCUUGUCCCUAGCACCAACAGCCUGCCAGACUUGGCUCCAGCCUCGGCAAUGUCCGCCUCCACCACCAGCACCGGAUUGCCAACACCUUGCAACUCAUUCAGUGCAAACCGUUUUGGCGCCGAUGAAGGCUUUGUGCUAACGCCGUCUCUUCUUAUUCCAGAAGAGUACAAAGAUGCCGGAGAGGUCACGUACGAGGACUUGCUCGAUGAGUACAACGGUUCAGACCGUCAUUUCCCCCUGCUUGAUGCCAGCCAAAGCGUCAAUAGCUCGACUCGCAGCAGUCGCGUUCGUUUCAGCCGACGCAGUUCAUACGACAGCAGCAUGAUGUCAUCCAUCCAGAGCUCGGGACUAUGGAGCUCUCCAGUCCGCCGUUCAGCAAGCUCUGCUGGUAGUGUCCCCGACCUUGUGCCCUCUCGGCGUGCUCGUCAAGACCAAAGCUUCAGCAUGAUGAUUGAUAAACUAUCUGAGCAGGUCGCUGGCGUGAAGCAUUUUGACCAAAGCACCAUGGACGACGACGUUACACCACCUGGCCGUCACUUUGGAAGCCAAACCUUCUUCACUGUUGAGGAGGAUGCCCAAGGCGUGAGUGCAAAGACUGGGUCCAUCCUCUCUGAGCUCAAGGAAUCUCUCGAAUUGGCUCGACACGGUUCGCAACGCAGAAAGUCCACUGCGGCUGAGGAAGAACAAAGUGCUUCCCAAGACCACCAACCCCUUCCAGACUCCCAACGUUUGGAGCGCAGCCCCGUGCGCCAACAUAAGCUUACGCUGUCUGACGGCGCGGCCAAGCUGCUCUCUGAAAGCCCGGUUACCAACCAUGAACCCAAAGUAAAAGCACGCAAUCGUGCUGCGACCACGACCGCAGUACAGCAACCGAUGCUGCGUCUUUUCCCCACACCACCACGACACACGACCCGAAGCUAA